Messenger RNA from Saprolegnia parasitica CBS 223.65, 1335 nucleotides. RefSeq lists its product as hypothetical. The coding region runs from base 1 to 1335 and encodes 444 amino acids. Gene Ontology annotation, cellular component: U2-type spliceosomal complex. Gene Ontology annotation, molecular function: RNA binding. NCBI's taxonomy places the organism in Eukaryota, Oomycota, Saprolegniomycetes, Saprolegniales, Saprolegniaceae. The transcript has 5 exons. The record is from RefSeq and is a predicted model, not a curated record. Gene Ontology annotation, biological process: mRNA splicing, via spliceosome.
AUGAACACGUUUGGGAAGAAGGACCUGGGGCUCUUGCUGCCGGACGAUGAGCCCGGCGAUGUCAUCUCGCUCAAGCACACGCGUGUGAACGAAGUCACCGACACGUACGAAGCGCCCAAGCCCAAGCUCGACACGUCCAAGAAGGUCCUGCGCCACCGGGCCGGCCAUGUGCCCGAGCACGCGCUCGGCGAGCUCAUGGAAGACGAAGGUAGGGCGAGCGACUUUCUUCGCAGAAGCACGCCUGCGCGACCGGCGCCAAAGGCACUGCAGAUCGCCAAGCCCGAGCGUAGGAAGAUCGAGGCGACGGUCGUCAAGGCGGCGGCGCCCCGUGCUGCGCCGUCCAGCACUUUCCAAAAGGCCGCGCCGUUGCUCGACUCGGACUCGGGCGAAAGCGACGUCGAAGACGACCGACGCGCGCGGCUGCGUGCCAAGGCCCUCGCGCAGCAAAAGGCGGCGCCAGAGGCCAAUGCCAUUGCGUUGCCGCUGCCGACGGGGCCUCGACGCGAGGUCGCGCUCGAUGCCCACGACACGGCGUCCGAGCACGAGUCGUCGUCCGAGUGGGAGACGGACACGGACACGUCCGAGGAUGAGCAGAUGCUCAAGCCAGUCUUCGUGCCCAAGGCCGCCCGCGAUACGAUCCGCGCCCAGGAAGAAAAGCUCGCGCUGCAAGAGAAGAAGGAAGAAGAAAAAGCCGCCAAGAUGGUCGAACGCAAGUCCGAGUCGCGCAAGCUUGUGGCCGAAGUCCUCCAGCGCGAGCAGGAGCUCACGACCGACGAGACGACCGACAUUGACGACAUGCCCGACGACACGGACAACGUCGACCCCGAGAAAGAGCGACAGGAGUGGGAGCUCCGCGAGAUGCGCCGGCUCAAGCGAGACAAGGACGAGCGGCAAGAGCGUGAGCGCGAGAUUGCCGAGACGCUGCGUCGGCGCAACCUUACGGACGAAGAGCGCGAAGCUGAAGAUCGGGCGUCCGGGAAGCUCAAGGACGACGAAGAAAAAGCCAAGUGGAAGUUCAUGCAAAAGUACUACCACAAGGGCGCGUUCUACAUGGACGACAAGAGUCUGGCGCGCGACCCGUCCGACGUGCGGAAGCGAGAAGCAGACGCGCCGACGCUUGAAGAUCGCCACAACUACGAGGUCAUGCCCAAGGUGCUCCAAGUCAAGAACUUUGGCAAGGCCGGCCGGACCAAGUAUACGCACUUGGUCGACCAAGACACGACCGACUACCUCAACCCGCUCAAGCGCACCGACCAGAUGAACGACAAGUACACGACCAAGAUGGCGGGCAUGCGGGCGAUCUCGCGACCGACCAAGAAGGCCAAACACGACUAA